Molecule: messenger RNA, 939 nt
Organism: Helianthus annuus (common sunflower)
Lineage: Eukaryota; Viridiplantae; Streptophyta; Magnoliopsida; Asterales; Asteraceae
Exons: 1
Coding region: 1-939 (312 amino acids)
Source: RefSeq, a predicted model, not a curated record
AUGAGUUCUAGUGAUAAUGAAAGUCCGUAUGCAUCACCUCCCGCUUCGCCAUUUAUGGAUUUAGCCAAUAGAGCAUUGCAUGAAUUGAUGGAUGAUAGUGUGGAAAAAAUGUACGCGGACAUGUUAGAGGCACAUGUUGCUGAAAGUUCUCAAAGGACAACAAGAAAACGUAGAACUACAUUGAGGAAUCAUGAAGUGGGGGAUGCUCGUAUUUGGAAAGACUACUUUUCUCCACAGCCGGUGUACCCUGAAAAUUAUUUUAGACGAAGGUUUCGGAUGAGUAAGAAACUUUUCAACCGAAUUCUCGAAGGUAUUUCCCAACAUUCUCCCUACUUUACUCAAAGAUAUGAUUGUUCUGGUAGAAAAGGCCUUUCGCCACACCAAAAAUGCACAUGUUCCAUACGUCAAUUGGCAUAUGGCACAGCAGGUGACCUGCAUGAUGAUUACAUAAGGAUAGGUGGACCAACUGCUGUCGAAUGCCUUCAAAAAUUUUGUAGAUGUGUUAUUGAGGUUUUCUUAGUACAAUAUCUAAGAAGGCCAAACUCUUCCGAUAUAGAACGUCUACUGGAAGCAUAUUCAACCAAGCACGGGUUUCCUGGAAUGCUAGGAAGCAUUGAUUGUAUGCAUUGGGCUUGGAAAAACUGUCCAGUUGCAUGGAAAGGUCAAUACACACGAGGUGACCAUGGAUAUACCACCAUUAUGCUAGAGGCAGUUGCAUCUUAUGACCUUUGGAUUUGGCAUGCAUAUUUUGGAGUAGGGAGCUCUAAUAAUGACAUCAAUGUGCUGAAUCAAUCUUCAGUAUUCAACCAAGUCUUACAAGGUAACACUCUUCCAUGUAACUUUACAGUUAAUGGUACUUCGUAUACAAAAGGAUACUAUCUUGUAGAUGAUAUAUAUAUCCAGAAUGGGCUACAUUUGUCACACCCUGGCCGCGUAUAA